Messenger RNA from Penicillium riverlandense, 1992 nucleotides. RefSeq names its product CAZyme family AA1. Lineage: Eukaryota; Fungi; Ascomycota; Eurotiomycetes; Eurotiales; Aspergillaceae. Gene Ontology annotation, cellular component: high-affinity iron permease complex. Gene Ontology annotation, biological process: cellular response to iron ion starvation; reductive iron assimilation. The transcript is spliced from 5 exons. The coding region runs from base 1 to 1992 and encodes 663 amino acids. The record is from RefSeq and is a predicted model, not a curated record. Gene Ontology annotation, molecular function: ferroxidase activity; copper ion binding.
AUGUCUAGAUUCUCUCUAGUCCUGCUGGCGGCAUGGGCCGCCAAACUAGGGUUGGCCAAGGAUGUUUAUCUGAAGUGGGAUGUCACUUGGGUCAACGCUGCUCCCGAUGGAUUUGAGCGUCCGGUGAUUGGGAUCAAUGACCAAUGGCCCUGUCCACAGGUGGAUGUGGAUCUAGGUGACCGUCUGAUUGUUGAUGUGUACAACGGCCUUGGAAACCAGUCGACCGGUGUUCACUGGCAUGGCUUCCAUCAGUACAUGAGCGGUGUCAUGGAUGGGAGUAGCGAAGUGACUCAGUGCCCCAUUGCUCCAGGCCAGAGUAUGCGCUACGACUUUAUGGUUGAGCAAACCGGAUCCUACUGGUACCAUUCGCACAAUAUGGCCCAGUAUCCAGAUGGAUUCCGUGGCGCUUUCAUCGUUCACGACCCUGCGCCACCGUUCCAGUAUGACGAUGAGUUUACCAUCACUCUCAGCGACUGGUACCAUGACCAGAUGCCGGGUCUCCUCGACCAGUACCUGUCACAAGCCAAUGGGGCAGCCGGUUUUGAACCCAUCCCGGACUCCGCCUUGAUCAAUGACAACUCAGGAACACAGAUCAAGGUCAAGCCGGAUACGACGUACCUGGUCCAUAUCAUCUGUAUAUCAAGUUGGCCUGGCCAUGCGUGGGUCUUCGAUGACCAUGAAAUGACGGUCGUUGAAGUGGACGGUGUUUAUACGGAGCCCUACAUUGUUGGAGACAAGAUGCUGCGUGUGGCUCCUGGCCAGCGCAUGAGUGUUCUGAUUCACACGAAGAGCGAUACCAGCGAGAACUUUGCCAUCUGGGACACCAUGGACAUCAACAUGAUGUUCAUCUAUGAGGAUCGACCCAUCCCCCCUGGCUACAACCCCAAUGCUACGGCUUGGCUUGUCUAUGAUGAGACUAAACCCCUACCUCCGCCUCCGUCCUUCAACGAGCUGGACUUCGUUGAUGAUGUUAACCUUAUCCCUUUCGAUCGCGAACCGCUUCUGGGACCCGUGGAUCACCAAAUCAUUUUUGACACCUCUGCCAAGGAGAUUGAUGGUGUCCCUCGGUUUACUAUUAACAACGAGACCUACCUGUCCCCAAAGGUUCCAUCACUGUACACGGCCAUGACAGUUGGGCCGGAGUUUUCAUCUGAUCCAGCUGUCUAUGGCGAAGUCAACCCUUACGUGGUUCGAUACGGCGAGGUCGUUGAAGUCAUUAUCAACAACCAUCACAACAACCUGCAUCCGUGGCACUUGCACGGUCACCAGUUCCAGGUUCUGCAGAGAUCGGCUGUCGAUGGCGGCUAUUUCACCGGUUACUCCGCGAACGUGUCUGAAACUCCGAUCCGGCGUGACACUAUCAUGGUGCAGAACCACGGCCAUGUUGUCAUUCGUUUCCGUGCAGACAACCCUGGUGUGUGGUUGCUGCACUGCCAUGUUGAGUGGCACGUCAUGGGCGGCUUGAUGGCGACCAUCAUCGAGGCUCCGGAGACCUUCCCGGGGUCUGAGAUGCCAAUUCCUAUCGAUCACAAGCAUGAUUGCGCUGCUUAUCCUAGCCCGGCUUUUGGGAACGCCGCUGGCAAUCAAGGCCUUGAUCUGACCGGUGCUAACACUGUGGUGCCCGUUGGAAGCUCAGGUGCCAUGUACCCUGUCGAUGGGGAGAGCCCUGCUCCUGUACCACCCCCUGCUCCGGUUGUUCCUGGACCUGGGCCCGAUGCUUGUUCCGCCCCUGUUCAGCCGCCACCUCCUCAUCAUGAGCAACCUCCUCAUGAGCUUCAUCAGCAUGAGCCUAUCGUUCAUUCGGAGGACCACAAGCCCUUAUCCAAUGAGAACAACGCCUAUGUUGAAGUUGGCCAUGACAAGAUCAAGACUCAUGACUCAGGACCUAAUGAGAACGAUGCCUAUGUUCAGGUCGGUCAUGACAAGAUCAAGACUCAUGACUCAGGACCUAAGGAAGGUGAUGAGUACUGGGAGCAGUAUGCACAACUGUAG